Messenger RNA from Conger conger (European conger), 1084 nucleotides. RefSeq names its product cyclic AMP-responsive element-binding protein 3-like protein 3-A. NCBI's taxonomy places the organism in Eukaryota, Metazoa, Chordata, Actinopteri, Anguilliformes, Congridae. Gene Ontology annotation, biological process: regulation of transcription by RNA polymerase II. Gene Ontology annotation, cellular component: nucleus. The transcript is spliced from 5 exons. The record is from RefSeq and is a predicted model, not a curated record. Bases 118 to 645 code for a protein of 175 amino acids. Gene Ontology annotation, molecular function: RNA polymerase II cis-regulatory region sequence-specific DNA binding; DNA-binding transcription factor activity, RNA polymerase II-specific.
CUGCUGAAGUACGAGGAGAGGAUUCUGAAGAAGGUGCGCAGAAAGAUCCGGAACAAGCAGUCGGCGCAGGAGAGCAGGAAGAAGAGGAAGGAGUACAUCGACGGACUGGAGGGCAGGAUGGCCUCCUGCAGUGCGCAGAACCAGGAGCUGCAGAGGAAGGUGGCCCAGCUGGAGGAGAACAACGUGUCUCUGAUCGAGCAGCUACGUAGGCUGCAGUCUCUGGUCAUGAGCAGCUGCAACAAAACGGCCCAGACUGGGACCUGUGUCCUGGUGCUGGUUCUCUCCUUCUCCCUCCUCCUGUUCCCCAGCCUCCAGCCCUCCUCCCUCAGCAGGCCCAGUGUGGAGACAGACUUCAGCGCAGUGAGAGUCCAGUCACGGUCACUGCGCUCUGUGGUGGAGGGUCAAAGGUCACCGGAAGGUCAGAGGUUGGUCUCCGUGGACCGGGGCGUGGAGGCGGUGGCCUCCCUGCUCGGUAAGCUGCAGCUGAGGCAGGGGGGGUACCCCGAAUCAGACCCCCUCCCCCACAACCACAGCCUGGAGGAACAGCCCCAUCUCCACGGCGACCCCAUCACCGGUCACAUCGCCACGGUGACCUGGACCGCCCGCCGAGGCUCGCCGCUGCGUCCCCACGCCGACGACAUGUAACCGGGGGCGACGGAGCCCGGGGUACCAGGGCCACGGCGACGGAACUUUGACUGCCCCUGUUUCCACGGAGACCCCCGCCAAAAACGCCACCUCGUCUCCUCCGGGGCAGCCUGAGAGGACGCGACCGAUUCCCGCUCGUCGAAGAGCUGCGUUAGUCCUCCAGCCCCAGUCCCAGAGUGCACUGCGGCCCUCCACUCACGCCGGUCGCCAACUUCGUUUGCUAUUCGUUUAUCUUCGUGUAAUAUUUUCUUAUUGUUAUACUGUGCGUUAGAUGUACUCACUUUGCCUUUAACCUCAAAGAAAGCCUUCCUUCAGUAAACAACCUUCUGGAGGACAGUGUAUGAAUGCAUUACUGCGCAGAUGUGCUCCUUUCCAAUGCUAUUUACAUCAGAUUCAGUAACGAAAUGACCCGGCUCCACAUUGGCUCAGGUGGUAAGAG